This is a messenger RNA of Lytechinus variegatus (green sea urchin), 2699 nucleotides long. Its product is annotated as V-set and immunoglobulin domain-containing protein 10-like. Lineage: Eukaryota; Metazoa; Echinodermata; Echinoidea; Temnopleuroida; Toxopneustidae. The record is from RefSeq and is a predicted model, not a curated record. Gene Ontology annotation, molecular function: cell adhesion molecule binding. Gene Ontology annotation, cellular component: cell-cell junction. Gene Ontology annotation, biological process: cell-cell adhesion. The coding region runs from base 312 to 2087 and encodes 591 amino acids. The transcript is spliced from 6 exons.
AUUGAAAUGUACUUCAGAUGGCAACCCUCCUGCUUUCACCUUCAAGUGGCUCUGUAACGGAAAAGACCUUUCUAGUCGCCGAAAUAUGACGCUCUACAAAACUGUAGCACAAGAUGAAACAGUGACUUCAAGCGAACUUGCAAUAGAAUACCCCUUUUCUGAAGAUUCGUGUGACUUCAAAUGCAUCGCUAAUUCAACAUAUGGCUCGGGAACUACGGUCUUAAACUCAAUAUUUUACGAUCCCCUGGCGAUUGACAUGAUGAAUACUGUUCUACUCCUAGGUUAACAAGACUGUGAGAAGGAAUAACAAUAUGGAUUGCUGUCUUUACAUAUUGCUGUUCUUUACUUUUUUUGUGUCUGAGACAUACGAAGUGAGUGUAUCUACUCGUAUUCAGAACUCGCAAGUGGACCCAGUCAUUGGGGAAGAUGUUACUCUUGUCUGCACCUACGAGCCUUCAUACGAAACUCGAUUACUAAAUUGGAGAAACGGGAAUGGUGAUAUUCUGGCAAGUGAUACAAGAUGUCAGGGGUAUGGAUGCCACAGUAGAUACAAAGUUUCAGACAACAGCAAGUACAGUUUCAUAGCGGAUUCUUCCAGCGGGAAUCUUACUAUUACGACCUUAACACCGAAUGACAGCGGUGUAUAUCAGUGUUUUGUAAGCACGGACUACCACACAGGGCUAAGUCGAAUUCAUUUGAAUAUACAAUCAGCAGCCAUAACAGGAUUGCUAUCAAUCACCGAUCGGUCCAGUGAAGUAUACAUGAACGGAGCAUCAGUAGCCAUCACCUACGGGAGGGCCCAGUACCUGACAUGCUCAAUCCAAAGCGCUAGAAGUCAUGUAGACCUCGAAUGGCAAGUUCCUGAUGAAGUAAAUGCUCGACAGCAAGAUCAGUACAACUUCAUUCACGGUGACGUCUACACGUCUUAUAAAGAAGUUGUGUUAAAUCCAGCCAAAGACGAUGAUGGAAAGAUGUUACGUUGUGUGGCUUUGCAUCAGGAGCUGGACCAUGAAAUACAAUUGUCUAUCGUCCUAGAAGUUCAAGUAUCGCCGACUGAUUUAAUUCUUACUGCAAUUAAUGGAAUAACUACCAGCAAAGAAGGAUCAAGAAGUGCAGUUGUCUUUGAAGAUUCGCCAACAUCAUUCACUUGCAAAAGUGUAGGAUCACGCCCUCAAGCUCAUGUAUACUGGUUCAUUGGUUCAAACAAUCACACUAGAAAUUCAACAUCAAUGUUUAGCAAGAACGAGGUAUACCACGGCUUGCAUGACACUAAGUCUAUUCUGGAGUUGAUCCCGAAGAGGAGGCAUCACAGACAAGAUCUUCGAUGCGUUGCCAUCGCUGGCAUUAGCCAACGUCAAGUAGCAGUGAAGAUAAGUGUUUAUGGACCACCGGAUCCUCCCUACUUAAAUGGAACAGAAGAAAUCCUCGAUGGAGUACCAUUAAACAUAACUUGCACAGCAAACAAUGGCUAUCCUACACCAACGUUCCAGUGGUUUCUUGACACAAACAACAUCACCAAGGAUUCAGACAGCAUAUCUUCUUGGAACAAAGAUCAUUGGGUUGAUGCUAGAAGUGUGCUAGCAAUAACACCAACGAGACACGAACACGGAAAACGACUUGUCUGCGAAGUUCAUCAAGGUGUCCACCGGGAUGGACCAUCUAUGAAAGCUCGGAUUGUUAGUAGUAUUCUUCGUGUUCUUUAUUCCCCAGUCAUUGUGGACCAUUCUGUUCGUCGGGUACCUGUUGACGGAGAUAGCGUGGAUGCCUUGCUCACAUGUACAUCAGAUAGUAGACCUGUGGCCUCAAUAACCUGGUUCUGUAUAAUUGGAAAGGAACUCAACAAUAGCACCCGUCAUCAGAUUCAUCAGGGUCUUACAGAAGAAGAUACCCUGAUUUCGAGUGUUUUGAUCAUUUCAAACAUUUCUGCACAAGACGAUGGCUACUAUACAUGUUUUGCUGAGACGAUGCUUGGGGUAGAUUCCGCCACUCUAUUUUUGUCAUAUUCUAGAAAAAUCUUUCAUUUACAUUCUACUUCGUUUGCCUGUCGUUGUCUAUCAAAUCUAGUUUCAUCUAAACGAGUCAUUUAAACAUGAUAGAUAAUCAUAUAUGUUCCUAUAGAACUCCAUAGUCUGCCCCAAUUAUGCAGAAUGAAGUCAUGCCUUGUGAAAUGAAUCAAUCAAUGAAAGUAUGAAUCUCAAAGACGUUAACAUUUCAUUAGUAGUACGAGACCGCGGGAAACCAUCACGUUAUCUGUAUUAUAAUUCUUAUUCUUCUGUUCCCGCUCCAAAUAUCGAUAUGAAAAUGGCAAGGUAAAUUGGUUGACCAAAUAGAUGAAUUAAUUUGACAGUUCGCAAACUACUGGAAGUUAUCUGAAAUUAAUUCUGUCUUAAACACAUUUUCAAAGAAGACCAACUCGUGAGCUACAUGUGAUUCCUUUACUCGUAAAAACAUAAUAUUAGGCCUAAUUAAAAAAAAAUCAAGUAGAACCGAUGAUUUUUUCUCUUAUCGAGCGCAAUUGGCAAUGUCAGUAUUCAUGUCUCCGACUUUAUUGCUCGUUUGAAAUUUUAGACCUUUAUCAUAGUUUACCAUGUGCUAAUGUUUUGAACUAAUAUAAAAAAAUAUUACUUGAACAUAUUGCAACGAUGUUCAGUUAAAGUUGCUGUUGGUCUACAAAUUCCAAAGCAUUCCAGAGAUCUGUA